Molecule: messenger RNA, 1739 nt
Organism: Triticum aestivum (bread wheat)
Lineage: Eukaryota; Viridiplantae; Streptophyta; Magnoliopsida; Poales; Poaceae
Product: 40S ribosomal protein S15
Exons: 5
Coding region: 79-555 (158 amino acids)
Biological process (GO): translation; ribosomal small subunit assembly
Cellular component (GO): ribosome; cytosolic small ribosomal subunit
Molecular function (GO): structural constituent of ribosome; RNA binding
Source: RefSeq, a predicted model, not a curated record
GCCGCCUCCUCCGCUGCUCCCCCGACAGCCGUGCCUCGCCACCUCCACUCCUCCUCCCCCAACCAGCCGCAGCCAGCCAUGGCGAACGUCGCCGCGGGGACGAAGGUGGCCGCCGCUGCCGCCGCCGCCGGGCAGCCGAAUAAGAGGACGUUCCGCAAGUUCACUUACCGCGGCGUGGACCUCGACGCGCUCCUCGACAUGUCCACCGACGACCUCGUCCAGCUCCUCCCCGCCCGCGGCCGCAGAAGGUUCCAGAGGGGGCUGAAGCGGAGGCCCUUGGCGCUCAUCAGGAAGCUGCGCAAGGCGAAAAGGGAGGCACCAGCCGGUGAGAAGCCAGCGCCUGUGAAGACUUAUGUGCGCGACAUGAUCAUCAUACCAGAGAUGAUAGGCAGCCAAAUUGCAGUGUACAAUGGGAAAUAUUUCGUCAUAAAUGAGAUCAAGCCCGAGAUGAUUGGGCACCACCUCGCCGAGUUCUCCAUCAGCUACAAGCCCGUCAAGCACGGGAGGCCCGGCAUCGGCGCCACCCACUCCUCGAGGUUCAUUCCUCUCAAGUGAAAGGAUCCCGCGGCCUGACUGCCCUCGGCCGACUCCAUGUACCUCUUCCUGGAGUGAACGCCGUGUAUGUCCGUUUUGUCUGUGGUGGAAGAACUUCUAGUAUAUCUAUCUAGUGGAAGCAUGAGGUGGAACUUCUAGUAUGUCUAUCUUUCUAGUGGAGCUGUGGGAACCCAUGUAUGGAAAAUUGGGAGAAGAAAGCAGCAUCUGUUAUCUAUCUGUGUGGCUGUAGCUAAUGCCCACUUGGUUUGUCUCUCUGCAUCCUCUGGUUCCUGGUGUGCCAGGUCCGUUGUCCAUGCUGUGCACUUUGCAACCUUCUGAUACUUAUGGCACUUGUAGAUGGUUUUGCUUUGAUGAUGUGUUGGAUCUGUCGCCCACCAUUCCAACCUCAACUCUGGUGGGGUUUGCAUUGUUGGAAUGUCGUUUCACCGUGCAAGCCUCUGGUUACUUUUCCGUUAGGUGCCUGUGGUGUCCAGUUGGCAAAUGGCAAUUGGACCCAAGAGGAUAGGACAUAUACGGCGCUGGGAUACCCAGAGAAUUUGCUCACCUUCACUUCAGUUGGUUCCCCUGCUCUCACUUGCUGCAUCUCCCCCGGAGCUCGGGUCAGGUCUACAAUGGCAAUGAUCAGCCCUGCCGCCGCCACCGUCGUCGCCGCCAGGCCGGCCCAAGCUCUAGGGCUCCCUCAGCUGAGGGUGACCAGGGCUGAGAAGCUGAGGUGCGCCUACUCCAAGGACGGCAAGGAGGAGGCGGCUGCGGCGACUCCGGCGGUCGUGAAAGGCGUGCCGCUGCUGGCCGCGGCGAGCGCAGCCAUGACGGCGGCGUCCCCGGCGCUGGCGCUGGUGGACGAGCGGAUGUCGACGGAGGGCACGGGGCUGAGCCUGGGGCUGAGCAACAACCUGCUGGGGUGGAUCCUGCUGGGCGUGUUCGGCCUCAUCUGGUCCCUCUACACCGUCUACUCCUCCACCCUCGACGACGACGACGAGUCCGGCGGCCUCUCCCUCUGAAGUCCCGCCACCACCACCAUCUUCCUCUUCCUCCUGCCCGCCUGCCUCAUCCUUGAAAGCUUUGCGUAAUUACCGUCAGCCUAAGCAUGGACGAAUGCUGAGUUACUGAUUACGUAGGAGAAAUGUAAGAUGCAGUAUGUCAGUGUUAAACCGUUGCAGUUUUUAACUGAGUCAAUUACACCA